Molecule: messenger RNA, 1206 nt
Organism: Sesamum indicum (sesame)
Lineage: Eukaryota; Viridiplantae; Streptophyta; Magnoliopsida; Lamiales; Pedaliaceae
Gene: LPPEPSILON2
Product: Phosphatidic acid phosphatase (PAP2) family protein
Biological process (GO): protein N-linked glycosylation; lipid biosynthetic process
Cellular component (GO): intracellular membrane-bounded organelle; endoplasmic reticulum membrane
Molecular function (GO): dolichyldiphosphatase activity
Source: RefSeq, a predicted model, not a curated record
AGAUGGUUGUAAUUUAGGUAUAGUUUAACCCUUUUUUUUUAAUUUCAUUCCAUCCGUUGGAGAAUUGUUUGUUUGUUGCAAGGAUGGGAAAGAAGGAAAGUGGAAUUUGGCAGUUUUCACAUCGUCGGGCACCAAAUGAGAUGCUCAUUUUGCCUUCCGAGUCCUCAAGAACGGCCGCUCGAUCAAUAAACAAACACAGCCCAAGAGCAGAAAAUGUCAGCUAUUUUUGUAUCGUCCCUCGCAGUUGCUAGUUUUAGUGCGUCCCAGUCAAGAAAACCUCAGAAACCCAUUAAAAUUUGCGCCAAAAGUCUGCGUUUUGGGGGACUAUUCGGUCGCAGACAAUCUGUUUGUUGGGCUACUUUGAGAAAUCAGAGUAUUAUGACGAAUCCUAUUGAAGUUCGUAUAACUGAUGAGGGUGUUAAAGCUUUUGAGCAGGAAGCCCUUGUGGAAGACUCAACGAAUUUGGGGGCUGGUGGGCUUGAAGCUACUCUCAAUGGUUUGAGCAAGUGGUUUGUCUCAGCACUUUUUGCUGCAAUCAUCCUCUGGAGGCAUGAUGCCGAAGCAUUAUGGGCUGCUAUGGGUGCUGUUCUCAAUGCUGUGCUCUCGAUCACACUUAAGAAAGUACUAAACCAAGAAAGGCCAAUAUCUACGUCAAGAUCAGACCCGGGAAUGCCUUCUUCUCAUGCGCAGUCCAUCUUCUAUACUAUAACAUUUCUCAAUCUGUCAAUGCUAGAGUGGUACGGGGUGAAUGCACUUACGGCAACACUAAGCGGAUUUUUUUUAAUUGUUGGUUCUUAUUUUUCAUGGCUACGGGUUUCUCAACGACUUCAUACACUUAGCCAGGUCAUCGUGGGAGCUGUUCUCGGAUCCUUUUUCUCCAUUUUCUGGUCCUGGUUAUGGAAUAGCUUCAUACUAAAAUUUUUCAUAUCCUUCUUGUGGGUUAGAAUUGUGGUUAUUCUUGGUGCAAUCGGAUACUGUUCGGCUUUUCUUAUCCACGUUUAUCGUACCUGGAUUCUGGAAGAACUAUGAUUGUUGGUAUGGGGUUCCAGAUUGCAUCUGCUAGAUUUAUUCUUACUUUUCUUUUUUAAUAGAUAUUAGUAACAGGAUCCAAAGUUCAUUUUGAUGAGCAAGGAUAAAAUCUAUGGUGAUUGUUCACUUUCUCUGUCUGCACAUACUUUUGGUAGUUUUACUUCGUUUUUCUCAUUC